AUGGCGAAACAAGGAAGUUUUACAUCGUUUUUCAAAGGAAUAUAUCAGGACGAAUUCAAAUGGUCUUUAGUAAAAUCCAUUGGAUUGUUUGCCCUAGGAAUCAGAAUAGCCCAAGAAUGUGCAGGAAUGGAACUGUUACCUUCUCAAGCAUAA
Messenger RNA from Phaedon cochleariae (mustard beetle), 153 nucleotides. The record is from the annotation of a GenBank genome assembly. NCBI's taxonomy places the organism in Eukaryota, Metazoa, Arthropoda, Insecta, Coleoptera, Chrysomelidae.